This is a messenger RNA of Prunus persica (peach), 1020 nucleotides long. RefSeq lists its product as uncharacterized. Lineage: Eukaryota; Viridiplantae; Streptophyta; Magnoliopsida; Rosales; Rosaceae. The record is from RefSeq and is a predicted model, not a curated record. The transcript is spliced from 2 exons. The coding region runs from base 1 to 1020 and encodes 339 amino acids.
AUGGAGCACAUGAUUGACCACGCCCAGCCAGAACAAGGGCGAAAUCCACACCCUAUCAAUGCUUUGAAUGACAUGGGGGCACUGCAGAGAAUGAUCAGGGAGAUGAUGGAGCCUGAAGCCAGAAGGGGAGAAAGGACUACCUACAGAAAACCAGAUCCAGCGUACAUAGAUCAGAUACCUCUAUCCCCAAAUUUUAAAGUACCAUACUUCACUUUGUUCAAUGGAGAAGACCCCCAUGCUUCAUCAGUUGAGCAUAUAGGCAGAUUCUCUGUCCAGUGCAUAGCCAUAGAAAAUAACCCUCUGUUAAAACUGAGGCUUUUUGGAAAUUCUCUCUCUGGACAAGCCUUCACCUGGAUCCAGCCAGAAGUCACCAUCAGUGAUCUUGCUGCCCUCAAACGGAAUGAACAUGAGCCUGCACCAGACUUCAUAGCUAGAUUUAGGAAGCUCAAGAUGAAAUGCCGAAUCCCUUUGGAAGAGAGACACUUCAUCCAGAUGGCUCAAACUGCCCUUAAAAUCUCUCUGAGAAAGAGAUUUGAUGGGAUGCUAUUUGGAGAUCUGGCAGAGCUGGCAGACAAAGCAUCUAAAUAUGAGGAGCUACUCAGGGAAGAACAGCAGAAAAGGAACUCUUCCAAAGGCACAUACUACAAAACCCCUUCUUCUUCAGUACAUCUGGUUGAAGUAGAAUCAGAGGAAAGAGAAAUUGCAGUAGCAGAGAUGGCAAAGUUGAAACAUCCCAUCAGCUGCAAGGCUCUUACAAAGCCACCAAAGGACCAUAAGCCACCAUCGUUCAUAAGAGGGUUUGUUCCAAACAAACCAACACAGAACAAGGUGUAUUCCUUUGAUCUAACCAAGGUUGAUGCUUUGUUUGAUGAGAUGCUGCUACAGAAGGCAAUAGAGACAUCCCACAGGUUGCCCAAGCCGGAUGAACUCAAGGGCAGACAAUAUUGCAGAUGGCAUAACUCUUGGAACCACUCCACCAAUAGCUGUGUUGUUUUCAAAGAUGUCAUACAGGAAGGCUAA